Messenger RNA from Anarrhichthys ocellatus (wolf-eel), 1264 nucleotides. It is a transcript of the gene colec11, whose product is annotated as collectin sub-family member 11. The transcript has 7 exons. Lineage: Eukaryota; Metazoa; Chordata; Actinopteri; Perciformes; Anarhichadidae. The record is from RefSeq and is a predicted model, not a curated record. The coding region runs from base 92 to 904 and encodes 270 amino acids.
CGUUCAAAGCUUCUGCAAGUCUUUGCAAGCUGGCUGCACUUCUCUACUUUUGUCUGAAAACACCUCUGCAGUACAGCCCACCAACCAGCCCAUGCAAAGGAUGAUAGGAGAGAAGCUGUUAUUGCACAUAACAAUAAUGUCUGUGCUGAGUUUGUCAUAUGGACAGCACUCGACAGAGGAGUCCUGCACUGUUCAGAUCCUUGUCCCUGGCCUCAAAGGAGAACCAGGAGAAAAAGGUGAAAAAGGAGCACCAGGGAGACCAGGAAGAGUUGGCCCUCCUGGAGAGAUUGGUGAAACCGGACUUACAGGUCAGAAAGGCAUAAUGGGACAUUAUGGAAAAAUGGGCCCAAGUGGAAUGAAAGGGCUAAAGGGAGACAUGGGGGAUCUGGGUCCAAAGGGCCCUAAUGGAGAACCAGGUGUUCCAUAUGAGUGCACAUCAAUGAGAAAGAUGAUUGGAGAAAUGGACAUUCUUGUAGCACAGCUCUCCUCUGAACUGAAAUUCAUCAAAAAUGCUGUUGCUGGCAUAAAAGAGACAGACAGUAAGGUCUAUCUGUUGGUGAAGGAGGAGAAGCGCUACUCCGACGCUGAGCUCUACUGUCAGACGAGGGGAGGGCACCUGGCCAUGCCCAAAGAUGAGGGCGCCAACGUGGCCAUCGCAGGGUACAUAACCGAAGCAGGCCUGAACAGAGUCUACAUCGGCAUUAAUGACCUGCAGCGCGAGGGCGUUUUCACCUACGUGGAUCUCUCUGCCAUGACCACUUUCAGCAAAUGGAGAAAGGGAGAGCCCAACAACGCCUAUGACGAUGAGGACUGUGCUGAGAUGGUGGCCUCUGGGGAGUGGACUGAUGUGGCAUGCCACCCUACCAUGUAUUUUGUCUGUGAAUUUGACAAGGAGAGUGCCUGAGUUCAGUCUCCAUGCAGACGAUGAAGCAAGAGUUAGACCGAAAAGUGUAAAUAGAAUGACAAAAUGACAUGCAAGUUGUGCAAACUAUAUUUUCUACUUCCUUUUUACUUUUCCUUAUAAGCUAUUAUUUUCUUAACUCACUCAACAUCCAUUCUUUUUAUGAGAAUUUACUCAUUUUAAGUGCACCGUUAAUCUCAUACUCUUGUGAUUCAUAAGUGUUUCAAACAGCAUGCCAGCCAAUGUAUUGAUUUUUUUUAUGUAACGCAAACUAUCCAAUGAGCAAUAUUUGCAAACAGGGCCGUCAACAAACAAGACAAAUUAGCAAAUGUAGAAGGCUCUAGUUUGUGCAUAAAAUAUGAA